Cygnus atratus (black swan) is the source of this 2786-nucleotide messenger RNA. RefSeq names its product transcription factor AP-2 alpha (gene TFAP2A). Gene Ontology annotation, biological process: anatomical structure development; regulation of cell population proliferation; regulation of transcription by RNA polymerase II. Gene Ontology annotation, cellular component: nucleus. Bases 67 to 1362 code for a protein of 431 amino acids. The transcript has 7 exons. The record is from RefSeq and is a predicted model, not a curated record. NCBI's taxonomy places the organism in Eukaryota, Metazoa, Chordata, Aves, Anseriformes, Anatidae. Gene Ontology annotation, molecular function: DNA-binding transcription factor activity, RNA polymerase II-specific; RNA polymerase II transcription regulatory region sequence-specific DNA binding.
UUUUGUUGUUGUUGUUAUUAUCGUUAUUUUUUUCUGCCCUGCCUCGUAAACCCCGACUCUUCGCAGAUGUUAGUGCACAGUUUUUCGGCUAUGGAGCGCCACGACAGCACCAGCAACGGGACGGCCCGGCUGCCCCAGCUGGGGACCGUGGGUCAGUCCCCCUACACCAGCGCCCCACCGCUCUCCCACACCCCCAACGCCGACUUCCAGCCUCCCUACUUCCCCCCCCCUUACCAGCCCAUCUACCCCCAGUCUCAGGACCCCUACUCCCACGUGAACGACCCCUACAGCCUCAACCCCCUCCACGCCCAGCCGCAGCCCCAGCACCCAGGAUGGCCGGGACAGAGGCAGAGCCAGGAGACGGGGCUCCUGCACACGCACCGGGGGCUCCCCCACCAGCUUUCGGGCUUGGACCCCCGCAGGGACUACCGGCGGCACGACGACCUGCUGCACGCCCCGCACGGGCUGGGCUCGGGGCUGGCCGACCUGCCCCUACACUCCAUCCCUCACGCCAUCGAGGACGUGCCGCACGUAGAAGACCCCGGUAUUAACAUUCCGGAUCAAACUGUAAUUAAGAAAGGCCCCGUGUCCCUCUCCAAGUCUAACAACAACGCCGUCUCCUCCAUCCCCAUCAACAAGGACGCGCUUUUCGGCGGGGUGGUCAACCCCAACGAGGUCUUCUGCUCGGUGCCGGGCCGCCUCUCGCUGCUCAGCUCCACCUCCAAGUACAAGGUCACGGUGGCGGAAGUGCAGCGACGCCUCUCGCCGCCCGAGUGCCUCAACGCCUCCCUGCUGGGCGGAGUGCUGCGGAGGGCAAAGUCCAAAAAUGGAGGGCGAUCUCUCAGAGAGAAACUGGACAAAAUAGGGCUAAACCUGCCAGCCGGGAGGCGCAAAGCUGCUAAUGUCACCUUGCUCACUUCGCUGGUGGAGGGAGAAGCAGUCCAUCUAGCUAGAGAUUUUGGGUAUGUUUGUGAGACAGAAUUUCCUGCCAAAGCAGUAGCUGAAUUUCUCAACCGACAACAUUCCGAUCCAAAUGAGCAAGUCACAAGAAAAAACAUGCUUCUAGCUACAAAACAGAUCUGUAAAGAGUUCACCGACCUGCUGGCUCAGGACCGAUCUCCCCUGGGGAACUCGCGGCCCAACCCCAUUUUGGAGCCGGGCAUCCAGAGCUGCCUGACCCACUUCAACCUCAUCUCGCAUGGCUUCGGCAGCCCAGCGGUGUGCGCUGCCGUCACCGCCCUGCAGAACUAUCUCACCGAGGCGCUCAAGGCCAUGGACAAAAUGUACCUCAGCAACAAUCCCAACAGCCACACAGACAACAACACCAAAAGCGGCGACAAAGAGGAGAAGCACCGAAAGUGAGGAUCCCCCUCACACUCCUCUCCCUUCCCCCCUUACAGCCAGCCCAUCAGUCCAUUCAUCUCCCUCCUCCCUCUUCCCUGCACCCAGCACCCCAGGCUACAGCAACAGAAUGAGUGUCCUUCUGCCAAUCCUGUUCUCUGACUCUGCAGGACUGCUCUGCCCUCUCCCCACACCCUUUCCCAGCAUCCACAAUUCCAUUUUUCCCCUUUUCACUCGCCCCUCCUCUCCCCCGCUGCUACCAUCGUUUUACUACCCCAGUUUGGAGCCUAAGAGAACAGAGCAGGGGGAUGGAGCCAGCAAAGAGAAAAAGUUCUGUCUUGAGUUUGUGAACUUUUUUUUUUUUAAUAAAACAAAAGGAGGAAAACAAAAACAAAACAAAAAAGGACCUUUUUUUUCUAAAAAUAUAUUAAAAAUAAUUAAAAAAAAUAAUACUUAAAAAAAAAUUCUAUGAGCUUCACCGGACUGAAUCAUCACCUUCCCUUACAUAAACUUCAGUUAAGAUUGUAGCCAUAUUAAGAAAAAAGCGAAAAAAGUGCAACAGCAGCAGCAACAGCAAACAAACAAACAAAAGGCAAAAAGGACUGAUGACAUUUUAUCAGUAUUGUGAAUAAACUUGAACACAAAACACAAGCAGUUCCAUGUCAUAUCUUCAGUUAUAGAACUUUUUCCUGUCAAAGGUAAAGCGACCAACUUGAACUUUCUAUUGCAACACGAUUCACGGUUAUUAUAUAAGGGAAUCAGUGUUCAUGUAUGUAUAUAUUUAUUUAUGUGUAAUUUAAUGGGAAUUGUAAAUAUGGUGAGUCUGUUUUAAGCCUUUUUUUAUUUAUCUGGUGAUCUCGUUUACCUCUUGUUUAGUGGGUUUUAAAUCUUCCCCUCUUAGUUCAUCAUGUGGUUCAUGGUACUUAUUUAGAUAUCAGAGGUUUUUUGGGGGUUUUUCUCUGGGAUACAUCAUUUUUAGCCCUGUUGUAGCAUGUUAAAGGCGACAAUGAAGCAGCUGAACAAAUAAAAAAACAUUAAUUUUUAUAUAUAAUUAGUACGACAUUUAGUUUCUCAUUGCAGAAAAAAUUAAGUGAUGUUGGACCCUGGCAAGAUUUUUAAACAUGUUAGUGGUUUUACAACCUUUAUGUGUUGUGGGAAAUGAAAGAAGUUAUUUUUAUCCACUGUCCCUUUCCUGAAAGCACCAUCAGAGCAAUAAAUUAAUAUUGUCUUUUAAAACAAGAUUUAGCUUUUCUUUCCUUUUUUUUUUCCUUCCUCCCUUUUGUUUUUCUUUUUCUCCUUUUUUUUUUUUUCCUUCCAAAGAACUUCAAACAUUUGGGACCACCUGGUAUCCUGUAAUUCCACUGGCCAUAUUGGAAGCAGUUAUAGUUGUAUUGUAUUGAGUUGUGCCGGCAGUAGUUUCCAUGCCUGUCAAUGUAUCAUAGUCC